Molecule: messenger RNA, 627 nt
Organism: Acanthosepion pharaonis
Lineage: Eukaryota; Metazoa; Mollusca; Cephalopoda; Sepiida; Sepiidae
Source: the annotation of a GenBank genome assembly
AUGGUUGUAGUACCUAGGAGGAGGAUUUCUAUGCAACCUGAAGCCAGCAGACGAUAUUCAGAACCUGCUGUCUGUGUCUCAGGUGGAGACUGGGAUAUUGUUCCACUCCAUAAUGCAUUCUUGCCAGGUACUGUAAAGUUACCAAAACGAUUUCAACGUUUCAUUAAACGUACUAAUUCCUAUCGAGACCUCGAAGACAUGCAGUUAACCAAUGCAUCAACAUGUAAUGGUACUGAAAAUCAGGAAAGUCGAAUGGCUGAUUUGCAACAGGCAAUUCUUUGGUUAAGGCAUGAACUGAUUGAUCUUCGCCAACAUGAUGUCCUUUUAAGAAGACAGUUUCUGAAUAUUCAAAAUACAGUAGAAAGCAUGAAACAAAAACGUAAAUCAGAGGAACUACCAGAAGAGGAAGAGGAGGAAGAUGAUGAUUUGGACAAUGAACUUGAACCACCUCCUUUUCCAUGCCUGAUGAGAAAUAGAAGCUUAAUCAUUAGAAAACCUACAAAUGAUACGACAAUCAAUUCAUUUGAUACAGAACAAGAAUUUCGGCCACGAACAUCUUCUACACUAACAGCCCGAGACUUGGCUGCCAAAGCUAGAAGAAGAGAUAGCAAAGAACUUUGUUUAUAG